CGGCCGUCUCGUUUUCUGUUUAUUGUUUGGAGCACCCCGCGUCUGUUCCCUUCUAAAUAACCGAAUUUAAUCAAAUUAAAACGCGCCGCGUAAACAAUACGAUAGUUUUAAUUAAAAUGCCGUAGACGAUAAAUACUUUGUGGCGGAACUUUAAAGUCUGGAAGUUAUUCGCGUGUUGGAAAAGCCGAAAUUUAGUUUUGAUAGUUUCUAAUGGCUUCCCUUUGCGUCCCCCGCAUCUUCUAGACAAUGACAGUAGAAUUUUUCACGUGAUAUUUUCCAAAUAAAUAGUGCAUUAUGACUUAGAUAUCGCUUUUUAAAUUAAUUUUAUUAAAUUAAUUGUAAUCGUUUAAUGUUAUAAUGAGCUCGAACGAACAAAGCCACUUCAAUGGUGCUCCAUCACAGGCUGAAAAUAGUGAAGUCAGCACACAACGACCACCUCCUGCCACAUCUGUUCCGACCGAUCUUCGCGUAAACACGACGGCGUUAAAUGCGGUCGCUUUAAGCAGUGUCGCUAAAUACUGGGUGCUUACAAAUUUAUUACCCGGCCCGAUACCGCAGGUGUCCGUCUAUGGGCUGCCUACUUCCGGACGUGGUGAUAAUCAAAACAAAAUUACACAGGAAGCCAUGCUGAGUCAACACGGUGGACUUUUGCAAGCCGAUCCGCUACUUUUACAGCAGCACGCUCAAAUACCGGUCAGCAUAUCAACGUCGCAGGGCAUCACAAAUUUGGCGAUACCGGCAAACGCGAUGCAUUUGGAGAGUUCGCAGAGUCACAACCAAACUUUAUCCAAUCAUCACCAGCAUUCCGACGGACACGUUAUAGUUAGUCCGUCGCAGGCGCAACUGUCUCAGUUACAGAACAGCCAGAAUCACGCGCAGCAAUCGCAACAGAAUAUUGUACAGGUACAAGUUCAGGAUAAUUUGGUGUCGGUUAUUGAAGAUACAAAGGAUCACAAAGAUUUAAUAUCAUCACAGUUGGCGCAAGCGCAAAUACACCUCAACGAAAAUCAGCAGUUGGGCCAGCAAACCCUGACCGUUCAGCAGUUGCAACACCUACAAGUACAGCAAGUCUUAGAUAACGUCGUACGUAUGGAAAGUGGAGUCGAUACCAAUCAGAAUCAGUCGGAACAAGACCCAUUGUCGGUACCCGAUACUAUGCCAAUCAUAAAGGAUGAAAAGGGUCUGCAAAACUGCACAAAGUUGCUUACCGCCCAAUUCGGUUUACAGGAUAGCAAGGCGAAUCUGAUGGACAUCCGCACUGUCGACGGACAAAUAGUCAAAAUUGCUGCCGGUAUUCAAGAUCAAGAUUUAGCGAAGACGUUAGGUGUAGAAAUGGUGCAGAACAUGUACAAAGUUAACGUGGACGAUAUUAAUCAGUUGCUGGCAUAUCACGAAGUUUUCGGUAAGUUACAGGGUGAAAUCACGACGGGACAGGCGAACGUGACCGCGAACAACGCCAACGUAAACCUACAACAGGCCGGAAACGCGAUCGCUAGCAACAUUCAGAUUGUUACGCCGAAAACUCUGAACGAGAACGUCCUCGAGGCGUCCACGAGUGCGAUUGCCGCCGACAGUCCUCCUUCCAUCAUUCCCGGAAAUCACGUGUGCGAUUUGUGCGGGAAAAUGUUUCAGUUUCGUUAUCAAUUAAUCGUGCACAGACGUUACCAUAUCGAACGCAAGCCGUUCACGUGCCAGGUGUGCGGUAAGGCGUUUAUGAACGCCCAAGAACUGACGAGGCACGGUAAAUGCCAUUUGGGCGGCAGCAUGUUCACUUGUGCUGUAUGUUUUCACGUGUUCGCGAACGCGGCGUCUCUGGAGCGACACAUGAAAAGACAUUCGACUGACAAACCGUACAAUUGUAACAUUUGCGGUAAAUCGUUCGCGCGAAAGGAACAUUUGGAUAAUCACACAAGAUGUCAUACCGGAGAGACGCCUUAUAGAUGUCAGUAUUGCGCGAAAACGUUUACUAGGAAGGAGCAUAUGGUGAAUCACGUUCGGAAACAUACAGGUGAAACGCCACAUCGCUGUGAGAUCUGUAAAAAAUCUUUUACGCGAAAAGAACAUUUCAUGAAUCACGUCAUGUGGCACACGGGCGAAACUCCGCACCACUGCACGAUUUGCGGCAAGAAAUACACAAGGAAGGAACAUUUGGCGAACCACAUGAGGUCGCACACGAACGAUACGCCGUUCCGUUGCGAGAUUUGCGGAAAAUCGUUCACGCGCAAAGAGCACUUUACAAAUCACAUAAUGUGGCACACCGGCGAGACCCCGCACAGGUGCGACUUUUGUUCCAAAACGUUUACACGAAAAGAGCAUCUUUUGAAUCACGUCCGCCAGCACACGGGGGAGUCUCCGCAUCGAUGCGCGUAUUGCGCGAAGUCGUUCACGCGCAAGGAACAUCUCAUCAACCACGUUCGGCAACACACGGGCGAGACGCCUUUUCGUUGUAACUACUGUCCUAAAGCGUUCACGCGGAAAGAUCACUUGGUUAAUCACGUGCGGCAGCACACGGGCGAAUCUCCUCACAAGUGCACGUAUUGCACGAAAUCGUUCACCCGAAAAGAGCAUUUGACCAAUCACGUUCGCCAACACACGGGCGAAUCGCCGCACCGUUGUCAUUACUGUUCCAAAUCGUUUACGAGAAAGGAGCACUUGACGAACCAUGUUCGUAUUCACACGGGCGAGUCUCCGCAUCGCUGCGAAUUUUGUCAGAAGACCUUCACGAGGAAGGAGCACUUGACCAAUCAUUUGCGACAGCACACCGGCGAAACCCCCCACUGUUGCGAAGUCUGUUUUAAGCCGUUCACCAGAAAGGAGCAUUUAGUAAAUCAUAUGCGGUCGCACACUGGAGAGCGUCCGUUCUCCUGCACUGAGUGUGGAAAAUCAUUUCCGCUUAAAGGCAAUUUGCUCUUCCACCAACGUUCGCAUAAUAAAGGCGCAGACGCCGAUAGGCCUUUUAGGUGCGAUCUCUGUGAUAAAGAUUUUAUGUGCAAGGGUCAUUUGGUUUCGCAUCGAAGGUCGCAUACAGGAGAACGUCCGCACGCCUGCCCCGACUGUGGUAAAACGUUCGUGGAAAAAGGAAACAUGCUACGCCAUUUACGGAGGCAUACAGUUGAGAACGGGCAGGCGCAGUCCGCAACGAACCAGGUGGUUGUAAAUACUAUCGUAAGUCAACCACAAACAAGCACACCAUCCGUACAAUCGUCCGCCACAGCCACCAUUCAAAUUCCCCAAGUGAGUCAGAGUUUAACGAGCCCAGUUGCAAUCGUAAGUACUGGCAAUAUUGCACAUUUGCCAAUACAUCAGCAGAGUAAUCAUCGUGUGGUUUCCACGGCCAGUUCUCCGCCCGUGCAAACCACAACCACCAUUCAAGUUCCGCAAGUAAGUCAGAGUUUAACGAGUCCGGUUUCGUCGGCAAAUAUCGUUAGCACCGGUAAUAUUGUACAACAAACUCACCUGUCGAUGCACCAACAGUCUAAUCAUCCCGUCGUUCCCGCCGUUAGUACCAGUAUUUUGGCAUCGUAUUCAUAGAACUUGAUCAAAAGUAGUAGUUUCAACGGGUACUUGGAUUCCAUUUAGCUUUACAUAGUAUUAAAUUAAUCAAUCUUAAGAUUUUUUCAAAUGUGUAGGGUCACAAAUGCAAUGGCGUGGAAAGGACACGAAUACCUUUUUAGCAAUUUCUAUUUAACCUCAAAAAUUUCAACUGAAUCUAGAAAAUUUCUUUUUAAGGUAAAUAUAGAGAGCUUUCUUCCGUACUGAUUGAAAGCGAUAUUUGUCUAUUGGAAUUGUCUAAUCCCACGAUUAGGCACAAUAAGAGCAGUUUUCACCAAUUUUUUUUUUAUUUUCUCUUCUCUUACCUAGUGCACUAUGAAGCUGUAGGUGUAGGUGUUCUUAGGUAAGUGUCACAAAUAUUUGGGUGUCAAAAAUAAGUGUCCGUUUUUUUUUGGUAUGCGAUUUUUUAAAAAACAUUGGAGGGUCAUGAAAAUAAAACUAACAUUUGAUUUCUGAAUAUUUCAAAAGCACAUCUUAAUCGCCGUUUUUGGUAUCAGUAUGUAAACUUAAUUACAAAUUAGUACCAGCCGUGGCUGAAACCCCGCCCACUA
Molecule: messenger RNA, 4103 nt
Organism: Photinus pyralis (common eastern firefly)
Lineage: Eukaryota; Metazoa; Arthropoda; Insecta; Coleoptera; Lampyridae
Product: zinc finger protein 84-like
Exons: 5
Coding region: 358-3531 (1057 amino acids)
Source: RefSeq, a predicted model, not a curated record